GGUACUUCUGGCUCUUCUAGAGAAAAAUCUACUAGAAAGGGUAACCAAUCCAAGAGAGGUGGAAGAGACUUCAGAGAUAAAACUGAAGAAGAACCUCCUAAGCCUGCCGAAGACGUUAAGCCUUUGGAACAAUCUGCUAACAGAUGGGUUCCAAGGUCCAGACAAAGUAAGAAGGAGACUAAGGUUGCUGAAGAUGGUACCGAAAUUUUGGAACCGGAAGAUGUAGAGAGAAAGGUGAAGUCCUUAUUGAACAAGUUGACUUUGGAAAUGUUCGCACAAAUUACUGAUGAUAUGUUGAAGAUCGCGUUCCAAUCAAAGUGGGAAAAGGAUGCUGUUACCUUAAGAAGUAUCGUUUCCUUGACCUUUGCAAAGGCUUGUGAUGAACCAUACUGGUCGGAAAUGUACGCUAAGUUCUGUGCAAAGAUGUGUACCAGUAUACCGGCAGAAGUCGUUGAUGAAUCUAUAACUAUUAACGAUGGUCAUCCAUCUGGUGGUGAUUUGGCGAGAAGAAUUUUGAUCACCACUUGCCAAACCGAAUAUGAAAAGGGUUGGGUUGAUAAAUUACCAACAAACGAAGAUGGAUCCCCGUUGGAACCCGAAAUGAUGUCUGAUGAAUAUUAUGCCAUGGCAGCUGCCAAGAGAAGAGGUCUUGGUUUGGUCAAGUUUAUCGGUCACUUGUACAACUUAAACAUGUUGAACGAUCAAGUUAUCUUCGUUUGUUUGAGAGAUCAAUGUAAGAACACUGUUGAUCCUUCUGAAGAUAGCUUGGAAAACUUGGUCCAAUUGGUCAAGACUGUUGGUCCUAAAUUGGAUGCUGAUGAAAGAAAAAGAGCUAUAUUGAAGAUUGUUUUCGACAAGAUUGAUGAAAUCUUGAAGAAUGUCAAGCUCUCUUCCAGAAUCAUGUUCAUGUUGAUGGAUCUCCAAGAUUUGAGAAAGUCCAAGUGGAUUUCUACCAAGGCUGACGCUGGUCCAAAGACAAUCGAAGAAAUUCACAGAGAUGCGGAGAUUAAGAGAAUGGAAGAUCAAAGAGCCAGUAAUGAGAAGAAGCAAAGAAGAAUAAAUGAAGGCAGAUCUAAUUCCUCUAGAGGUGGAUCC
This is a messenger RNA of Scheffersomyces stipitis CBS 6054, 1095 nucleotides long. It is a transcript of the gene IF4F1, whose product is annotated as MIF4G domain-containing protein. The transcript has a single exon. Lineage: Eukaryota; Fungi; Ascomycota; Pichiomycetes; Serinales; Debaryomycetaceae. The record is from RefSeq and is a predicted model, not a curated record. Gene Ontology annotation, cellular component: eukaryotic translation initiation factor 4F complex. The annotation marks the transcript as partial. Gene Ontology annotation, molecular function: translation initiation factor activity; mRNA binding; protein binding.